Molecule: messenger RNA, 3563 nt
Organism: Brassica oleracea var. oleracea
Lineage: Eukaryota; Viridiplantae; Streptophyta; Magnoliopsida; Brassicales; Brassicaceae
Product: probable mediator of RNA polymerase II transcription subunit 15c
Exons: 12
Coding region: 188-3322 (1044 amino acids)
Biological process (GO): regulation of DNA-templated transcription
Molecular function (GO): chromatin DNA binding; transcription coactivator activity
Source: RefSeq, a predicted model, not a curated record
AACCAAUCUCUUUGUUCUUUUUCAUCUCAUGUGUUUAACUUAGGUUUUGCCUUCUUCUUAUAUCAAUCCCUCUCUAAAUAUCAUCUAAAUAUCAUUAAAGCUUUCUCAAUCUAUUCUUUGAUUACGUCUUCCUCAAUCUAUCGAUCUUCCUCCUACUACGAUCUCUCCGACGGUCUCGCUAGACUUGAUGGAGGGGAAUUCUAACUGGAAGCCUAACCAACCAGGCGGAGACUCGCUUGCGAGUAACAAUGCCAAUGAUUGGAGAUCACAGCUUCCGCCUGAUAUGAGGAAGAAGGUUAUUUUAGCAAUAGUGGAAAAGGUGAAGAUAUAUUGUCCUACACGCCACCCAAAUGACAUUAAAAAUACUGCCUUCUCAUUUGAGGGAAAGAUCUAUGCAGCGGCUACAGAUAAGGAUGAUUACAUGCGGACAAUUAAGGGAAACAUAAUGAAUUUCGACAGAAAAUUCAGAAUGCAGUCUGGUUCAUCAGUCAAUGGAACUAAUACUCCAGCUCCAGCAGCUCAAGCUCUGAAUCAAGUGCAAUCAGUUCCCACCUCGUUGCCAUAUACACAGACUCCAACAAGCCAACAGUGGUUACCUCAAAACAACAACAACAUCCAGAGAAAUCUCAACAUUUUUGAGUCUUCUGGUUUGCCUAAUCAGGUCUCUUCUGCGGCUCAGAACCUAAACAUUCAAAUGGGUGAAGGAGUUCAUUCGAAUCUUCUUCCCGGUUCUCAAAGACAGGUUCAUGGAAGGGAACAGCAUCUUCCUCAGCAGCCACAGAGUUCCAACUACUUCCAGAAUCAAAUGGAUCAACAGCUCUUGAAAGAGGAAGUACAACCUUCAUACAUGCAGCAACAGCAUCACCAGCCAACUCUGUUAAAACAACCUAUUCAGCAGUCCGUUCCUCAACCUUCCGCUCUUUCUAGUCUACCACCAUCAGGCCAACAAAACUCUCAGUUCUUGUCAAGACAAAAUCAGUUUCCGACCCAGCGGGUCCAUUCUAGUCACCAUCAACAGCAGAUGCAUGUGCCAUCUCAGGAACAGAAACGACAAGAACGAGAGCAACUCACUAGCCACCUGAUGAAUGGUCAAGACACGCAGCAGAAUCAUCUAACAUCUCAACAAAACAAUGGAGAGCAACAAAGAGCUUUUAGAGUAUCUUCAUCCCAGCAGAACAAUAUUGCUAGCUUUCAAGAAAGGCCACAACAGAAUAACAACAUCCAAAACCUGCACCAGCAACAACGCCUUUAUUCUCACAGUAAUAAUGCUUCAGCCUUGCCCUCACAACAGCAGCAAUAUAAUGUGCAUGUAUCAAGUUCUUUGGGGGCUCAAGGCCAAGAGGUGGGACAAUCUCAACAAAUGAUACACCAAAAAUACCAACCACAACAUACUAUGCACCAAACUCAAAACAGAAUCUCACAGCAACCUUUAGAUGAUACACAAAGGUUUCAAGCAUCAGGUUCUUUGCUCCAGACCCAACAGAAUCAGCCAUAUCAAUUACAGAGAACCUCUCCAGCAAACACAUCUACAUCUCAAGAUUCUACAGGCCAGACGGUAAAUGAGAGUGGUGGUGGUGACUGGCAGGAGGAGACCUAUCAGAAGAUAAAAGCCCUCAAGGAGAAGUAUAUACUUGUAGUUAGUGCACUGUUCCAAAAAUUAUCUAAUAAAUUGCGAGAGAUUGAUGCUCAUCCUCAACAAAAAAUCCAACAUGGCCAUAUGGAAAAGCUAAGGGCGACCAAAGCAACGUUGAAACUAGUUCUUGUGUUCUUAAAUGUCCCCAGGAAUGCUAUUACAGAGAGUCACAGAGAAAAGUUUAGUAUCUAUGAGGAACAGUUAUUGAGGUUCGUUAAGCAUAACCAGACCGUGACUAGGAGGCCAAUGCAGCAGCAACAACAAGUGCAUCUCCCUCCUCCUCAGACACAUCAAACACCAUUACAAUCCCAAAGUGGUCAUCAAGUCUUCCAUGUGCCGCAGUCGUCUACAGUAUCUAACCUUACCACCUCACAUACAGCAAUGCCUCAUUCGUCGCAGACAAGGCCUACGAUGGAACCAAAAGAGGAGACCAACAUUAUGACGUUACCUGCAAGUAAUCCUCAGCCUAGUAUGUUUCAGCAGAAGCAGUUUCAUCAUCUCCCUAUGCAACAAAGGCAGCAGCAACAACCACAAACGAACCAUCAGCAGCUUCAUAUGCCUAAAAUUGAGAUGAAUGAUGUGAGGAUGAGUCAAAGGGUCAACCACAAAGCUGGUUUGCGUCAGCGCCACCUUGCAAAGCCACUAUCUUCUCCUCAGUUGGUGGACCAGCAGAUUCUUCCCCCAACAUUCAACAAAAAUGGAACCUCAUCACAGUCUGGUGGCUCUCCCUUUGUUGCACCUUCCUUUGCUCCAUCUCCAAAUCUUGGUGAUCCUGAAAACCCUAUAUCCGUUGAGUCACCUUCCUCACAUGAUUACCAACUCCAACCAGCAGCUCAGGAGCAACCUCAGGAGCCACACGCAGAACGGCCUAUUGAUCGUCUGAUAAAAGCUUUUCAAUCAUCAUCACCGGAGUCCUUGGCACAGUCGAUUAGUGAGAUGAGCUCUGUCAUCAGUUUGACAGAUAGGCUUGCUGGUUCUGUCCAGUCCAUCGGAGGAUCUAGAGCUCGUGUACCUCAGGAUUUGAGUGAGAGGACAAGGUUGCGUUUGCAACGAGGAGAAACCAAUCCUACUAAUAAGAGAUUCAAGCGGUCAAUCACCACUCAGUCUAUAGAUAUCACAUCAGAAACUGAAAGCUACAAACAGUUCAGUAGCUUGGAGUCUGAAGUUGACUCCACUGCAUCAUCUGGCUCAAAAGCUAACAAGAUUGAGCCUGGCUUGGCCCUCUUGCAAGAGAUCAUGGAAGUAAAUGGGAGACUUGUAGAGACAAUGGUAAGCAUAUGCAGUGAAGAUGUUGGUCCAAGUGAAGUUACUACAGGAACAAUAGUCAUGUGUUCUUAUGCCCCUGUGGCUCUCUGUGACACAUUCCAAGCUCUUUACAAGUCAGGACAUGUAUCACAGAUUCAGCCGUUACGCUUACUAGUUCCUGACAACUACCCACAUUCACCAAUUCUUAUUGAAAACAUCCCCUUUGACUCUAGUGUAAACAAACAUGAGGAUUUGUCCGCGAGAACAAGAUCAAGGUUUGGUUUGUCUAUGAAGGAGUUUUCAGAACCGAUGUCUUUAACUGCAAUAGCUCAAGCUUGGGAUGCUUGUGCGAGAGCGACGAUGGCCGAGUACGCUGAGAGGCAUGGUGAAGGCACUUUCAGCUCCAAGUAUGGUCAUUGGGAACCUGUUUUGAGAGCUUCAUGAGCACUCUCUCACCAAAAGGUAUGGGAUUAUGCACAGAGAUGAAAACUUUAGGUUAUCUUAUUUGACUUGCAGUAGAAGAAACAUCAAUAUGUAUGCUUUUUGUAAGUGCAUAAAUAUCGUUAUAGACAAAAUGUAUAGACUAUUUAUGGAGGUGUUUACCCAGUGUGGAUGAUUCCAUACUCCAUGCAACAUUCUUCUAAUAUAUUUAUAAAGUUGACAAAAAAAAACUAGAGAAUUAACU